AUAAGAAGAAAAAAAUGCAAAGUCUCUCAUCAGGUUCACAGCUCAAUUUGUUUAAUGCAUUUGGAAGAUGCAGAUUGGUCUCAUCUACAACGCUUCGAUAUCUAUCCUCCGAACGAUGCAGCAUGAUGUGGAAGAUGGGAAGUACAGUGGAUGCAACCUAUAUGGAGUCUUUCCUUGUUCGUCGAAGAAAUAUACCGAACGACUCCAGAAAAGGUAGCAUGCACUUGCCACAAGUAUAUGUUCAAAAUGAUCACUCAUUACAACAUGGACCCCUUAACGAGGAUAUGCCUCUUCCUGUGAUCAAUAAGUCACAUGAAAUAUACGACUCUAUCGACUACAUUAAAAACAUUUUGAGUUCAAUGGACGAUGGACGAAUAAGCGUGUCGCCCUAUGACACAGCAUGGGUUUCCUUUAUACGAGAUUUUCAAGGGAGGAAUAUUCCUCAAUUUCCGUCAAGUAUCGAAUGGAUUUCAAAUAAUCAACUCACUGACGGUUCGUGGGGUGACGAGCACUAUUUCUUGGCGUACGAUCGGUUACUCAACACACUAGCAUGUGUAGUUGCAUUGAGAUACUGGAACGUUCAUGGUGACAAGAGUGAUCGAGGGAUAUCAUUUAUUAAAGAUAAUAUAAGCAAGCUUGGAGAUGCGAGCCCCGAGCACAUGACAUGUGGAUUCGAAGUUGUGUUUCCUGCACUUCUUAAACGAGCUAAAGAUUUGAACAUUGAUGGUAUUCCGUAUGAUGCUCCGGUUAUUCAACAUAUUUUCGAUGUUAGAGAUAGAAAGAUGAAAAGGGUGCCUAAGGAACUAUUGCACGAGGUACCGACAUGCCUAUUGCACAACUUGGAAGGACUUGGAGAUUUGAAAUCGCUCGGAAAAUUAGAGUGGCCGAAGAUUCUAAAGCUGCAAACACCAAAGGGGUCGUUUAUUACUUCCCCUGCCGCGACUUGUUACGCGAUUACGGAGACUAAUGAUCAAGAUUGCAUCGAUUUUAUUCAAUACGUCGUUCAAAAAUUCAAUGGAGGAGCUCCGACUGUAUACCCUGUGGAUAUAUACGCACGACUCUGGGCCGUUGAUCGACUAGAACGCCUUGGAAUUUCUCGAUUCUUUGAGCCAGAAAUCAAGAAUUGUUUGGAUCACGUCUAUAGUUUUUGGACAGAAAAAGGAGUUUUCAGUGCAAGAAAUUCAGAAUUUUGUGACAUUGAUGAUACAUCCAUGGGUAUCAGACUUCUUAGGUUGCAUGGAUACAAUAUUACCCCAAAUGCAUUGAGAAUAUUCAAGAACGGUGACGAGUUCACAUGCUACGUCGGUCAAGGGUUCGAGUCACCGUCUCCGAUAUUCAAUUUGUAUAGGGCUUCUCAAGUAUUAUUCCCAGGUGAAACAAUUCUUGAAGAAGCCAAACAAUUCUCUUACAAUUUUCUAAAACAAAGGGUAGACAAAAAUGAACUUCUUGAUAAAUGGUUAAUCUCCAAACAUCUUCCUAGUGAGAUAAAGUGUGGCUUGGAAAUUCCAUGGUAUGCCAGCUUGCCUCGUCUCGAGGCUCGCUUCUAUAUCGAAAAUUACGGCGCAGAUGAUAUAUGGAUUGGCAAGUCAUUGUAUAGGAUGCCGGAAAUCAACGAAGAACGAUAUCUUGAGCUCGGGAAAUUAGAUUACAACAGAUGUCAAGCCCAGCAUCAGAUGGAAUGGAACCAUAUGCAGCAAUGGUACGAACAUUCGAAUCUUGAAGAAUUUGGAGUAAGCAAAAAGGAAUUCCUCCUCGCGUUUUUCGUUGCGAGUUCAAGCGUAUUUGAACAAGAGAGAUACGGAGAAAGAAUAGCUUGGGUUAAAACCAAUAUCCUCUCUAAUAUUCUUUCAAAUCACUAUUAUUCCAUCGAAGAUUCUUCGGAGCAAAGGACUGAAUUAUCGACGGAAUUACAAAACAAACAAGGCAGAAAAUGGGGAUAUAGUUACACUAAGGUACAUAGACUUAUUGCAAUCCUACUCGAAACGCUUCAAGAAUCCACGACGCAUGCACUAGAUCGGAUUGGCGUAGACGUUAGCAAUCUAUUACUUGAUCUAUGGGGGGCAUGGUUAAAGAAGCUAACUGGGGAAGGAGAUGAUGAAAUAGAACAAGUGGAGCUAAUUGUCGGAACAUUGAAUAUUUGCGGUGGCCAUAUUUCACCUAAAGACGAUAAACUAUCCCACGAUGAAUACAGAACUCUCUGUCGACUCAGUAACAAAAUCUGUCACCAGCUUGCAGAAUUUGAAAAUAGAAAUAAAAAGGUAAACGACGUGGAAUGGACGACGAGUGAAAUAGACAAGGACAUGCAGCUGCUGUUGAAGUUAGUACUACAUCCAAACUCGAGCUGCAACUUAAGUAAAGAUGUGAAGCAAACAUUUUUCGUGGUGGUUAGAGCAUUUUAUUACAAGGCGUAUUUUGCUACCGAGCAAAUCGACAGCCAUAUUUCCAAAGUCCUCUUUGAGAAAGUUGUCUAGUUCUCGUUAUACUUUAUUUCUACAGUCAUCAAACCAAAGAGCAAUAAGAAUAGAGCGAUUUACAACAUAUUUCCCAUUCUUCAAUUUAUAUUUACUUAUUGUAGGAAUUUGGUGAAAAAGACUCUUUAACUU
Molecule: messenger RNA, 2603 nt
Organism: Erythranthe guttata (spotted monkey flower)
Lineage: Eukaryota; Viridiplantae; Streptophyta; Magnoliopsida; Lamiales; Phrymaceae
Source: RefSeq, a predicted model, not a curated record